AUAAAAAAGGAAAAAAAAGUGACGUAAAUCCAAGAUGGCUUCUCCCCUGUCCACGAUGAAAUUUUGGAAGCCGGGGUCGGAGGCUCCGGGGAUCUCAGAGGAGCGGGAUCUGAACACGGAGACCACCGGAUCACCGGUCAUCUUCAACCCGCACACAGCGCUCUCCAUAGAGAAGCAACGGCAGAAACUCCCCGUUUUCAAGCACAGAAACAACAUCUUAUACUUGGUGGAGAGCUUCCAGACUGUCAUCAUCGUUGGUGAGACGGGAUGUGGGAAGACAACACAGUUACCUCAGUACCUGCUGGAGGCGGGCUGGGCGACAGAGGGGAAGGUUAUUGGAGUGACACAGCCUCGACGUGUGGCCGCUAUCUCCGUAGCUAACCGUGUAGCGGAGGAGCGGGGGGCCCUGGUGGGACACGAGGUGGGCUACACCAUCCGGUUUGACGACUGCUCCGAUCCCCACGCCACGAGGAUCAAGUUCCUCACAGAUGGCAUGCUGGUGCGGGAGAUGAUGGCCGAUCCUCUUUUGAAGAAAUACAGUGUGUUGAUGCUGGAUGAAGCACACGAGAGAACCCUGUAUACAGACAUAGCCAUUGGUCUACUAAAGAAGAUUCAGAAAAAGCGGCGAGACCUGAGGCUGAUUGUGGCCUCCGCCACUCUGGAUGCCAAGAAAUUCCACGACUUCUUCAACCUGAACGAGUCCGGGGAUCCCAACAAGGACACGUGUGGGAUUCUGACGGUGGAGGGACGCACCUUUCCAGUGGACGUCUUCUACACUGUCAGUCCCGUCCCAGACUACGUGAAGGCCACAGUGGAGACGGUGCUGAAGAUCCACGAGACGGAGGAGGACGGAGAUGUGUUGGCUUUUCUCACCGGGCAGGAAGAAGUGGAGAAAGUGGUUUCCCUUCUGCAGGAGCAGGCCAGGUCUCUGUCACGUUACGGCAUGAAGAAACACCUGAGAAUCCUGCCCAUGUACUCCGGUCUACCAUUCGCCGAGCAGAUGAAGGUGUUUGAGAGGACGCCCUCAGCCGUUCGCAAGGUUGUGGUGGCCACUAACAUAGCUGAGACCUCCAUCACUAUAAACGGAGUUGUAUUCGUCAUCGACUGUGCAUUUGUGAAGCUGCGAGCGUACAACCCGCGCACUGCCAUCGAGUCGCUGGUGGUCACGCCUAUCUCCAAGGCUUCAGCCAGCCAGAGGGCCGGGAGAGCCGGACGAAACCGGCCUGGGAAAUGCUUCAGACUUUACACAGGUGUGUGUGUGUGUGUGUGUGUGUGUCUCUGUGAGUUUUGUAGAAGUGUUGUAGAAUAUCGAAGGAUUUGUGCAUUGUUAGCAUUUGUGGCAAAGUGUCUGUUUUUAUGCCUCCGCGACAGUCAUGCCCAGAGGCGUUAUGUUGUUGGGUUGUCUGUCUGUCCGUCCUGUCCGUUCUUGUGAAUGUGAUAUCCUCCAAACACCUUAAAGGCGUGUCUUCAAAUGUACCUGGACUAAGAGAUGAAUCUGGCGGCAAUCUCCAGGUC
Molecule: messenger RNA, 1515 nt
Organism: Anarrhichthys ocellatus (wolf-eel)
Lineage: Eukaryota; Metazoa; Chordata; Actinopteri; Perciformes; Anarhichadidae
Gene: dhx35
Product: DEAH-box helicase 35
Exons: 12
Coding region: 35-1432 (465 amino acids)
Cellular component (GO): catalytic step 2 spliceosome; intracellular anatomical structure
Molecular function (GO): ATP binding; helicase activity; RNA binding
Source: RefSeq, a predicted model, not a curated record